This is a messenger RNA of Emericellopsis atlantica, 540 nucleotides long. RefSeq names its product peptidase S9, prolyl oligopeptidase. The record is from RefSeq and is a predicted model, not a curated record. The transcript has a single exon. Gene Ontology annotation, biological process: proteolysis. NCBI's taxonomy places the organism in Eukaryota, Fungi, Ascomycota, Sordariomycetes, Hypocreales, Bionectriaceae. Gene Ontology annotation, molecular function: serine-type peptidase activity. Bases 1 to 540 code for a protein of 179 amino acids.
AUGGGCACGAACUGGCGUUCCAAAGCAUUCCACGACGUGUGGUACAAGAACCUGAAGGAUGCCGGUUUUGCUGACCGCAUUGCCUGGAUCCGUGCUGCUGCUGCAUCGAGACCCCGGAUGGACCUCUCCCGCAUAGGCUGCUACGGUAGCUCAGUCGGAGGCCAGAAUGCUGCGGCAGCCGUGAUCCACCACAGAGAUUUCUACAAAGUGGCCGUGGCCUUGUCCGGGUGUCACGAUAAUCGCUUGGACACCCUGCAAUGGAGCGAGGUGCGGAUGGGCUACCCCGUCGAUGUCAGCUACGAGGCGUCUUCCAAAGUCACGCAUGCGGAGAAAUUGGGCGGUCUGUUGAUGCUGGUGGCGGGCGAACUUGAUACCAACGUUGAUCCAGCGUCAACGCUGCGCUUGGCGGACGCCCUCAUCAAAGCCGACAAGGAGUUUGACCUGGUUUUCGUGCCAGGGGGCACGCACUACGUUGACGAAGUGCCACUUGUCCAGAAGAAGCGAGAUGUCUUCUUUAAAAGACAUCCAUCGACACGAUGA